AUGCCCGCAAACCCCCCAGGGUACGCACAGGGGACACAAGCAGGCUAUCCUCCUCCAAUCGCCCAGCAAAUCCCUCUUACUAACACCUACGUAGCAGCAAAUACGCAUACCGUAGUUGUGGGUAGCGCUUUGCAAGCCCCUGAAUACCCUUACAAUACUACUUGCCCCAGUUGUAAUGCUCCCAUCCUGACCGCAGCCGAGUACAAGUCCGGAGCUCUCACCUGGAUCAUUUGCGUUGUCUUGACCCUCGUUGGAUGUUUUCUUGGAUGUUGUUUGAUCCCAUUCUGCAUCAACAGCACCAAGGACGUGGUCCACACGUGUCCCAGAUGCAACAUUGUGGUUGGUCAGCAUAAAAGAAUCUAA
This is a messenger RNA of Helobdella robusta, 363 nucleotides long. RefSeq lists its product as hypothetical. Lineage: Eukaryota; Metazoa; Annelida; Clitellata; Rhynchobdellida; Glossiphoniidae. Gene Ontology annotation, molecular function: zinc ion binding. The transcript has 2 exons. Bases 1 to 363 code for a protein of 120 amino acids. The record is from RefSeq and is a predicted model, not a curated record.